Messenger RNA from Rhinocladiella mackenziei CBS 650.93, 1455 nucleotides. RefSeq names its product mevalonate kinase. Gene Ontology annotation, cellular component: cytoplasm. The transcript has a single exon. Lineage: Eukaryota; Fungi; Ascomycota; Eurotiomycetes; Chaetothyriales; Herpotrichiellaceae. The record is from RefSeq and is a predicted model, not a curated record. Bases 1 to 1455 code for a protein of 484 amino acids. Gene Ontology annotation, biological process: ergosterol biosynthetic process; isoprenoid biosynthetic process. Gene Ontology annotation, molecular function: mevalonate kinase activity; ATP binding.
AUGGUCCAUCGUGUUGAGGCCAUCAUGAAUGGAACCCAUCGAGUCAACGGUGUAAACGGCCACCCUAAAGAUGGCUCCCUGCGACCAUCCAACGUCUCCGGCAAAUCUUCCACCCCCAUGGCUCCCGCAUUCAUGACUUCAGCUCCAGGCAAAGUCAUUGUCUUUGGUGAACAUGCUGUCGUCCACGGAAAAGCCGCAAUGGCUGCUUCCGUCUCCCUGCGAUCCUACCUCCUUGUGACCACUCUCUCCAAAUCACAGCGUACGAUCACUCUAGUCUUUCCGGAUGUCGGACUCGAUCACACAUGGAACAUUGAUGAUUUGCCAUGGAGCGUCUUCACCAAAACUGCACGAAAGCCUCGCUAUUACGACAUGGUCACCUCGCUGGAUCCGGAGUUGGUUCAGGCCAUGCAACCACAUAUUGAUGAAGUGUCGACCCAUUUGAAUGCGGAGAAGAGAAAGAGACAUCAAAAUGCCGCUUCUGCUUUCCUCUAUCUAUUUCUGUGUUUGAGCACUCCUGCCGCGCCCGCCUGCAUUUAUACCCUCCGCUCUACGCUACCGAUUGGUGCCGGACUUGGUUCUAGCGCCAGCAUCUGCGUAUGCAUCAGUGCUGCCCUCCUCAAGCAGAUUCAUGUUCUUUCUGGACCACAUCACGACCAACCAGAGGAAGAAGUGGAUCUACAACUCGAAAGAAUAAACAAAUGGGCCUUUGUUGGAGAAUUAUGCAUCCACGGUAAUCCCAGUGGAGUGGAUAACACGGUGUCCACAAGAGGAAGAGCUGUGCUCUUCAAGAGAGUGGACUAUUCCAAGCCACCCAGCGCGACACCGUUGAAAGAUUUUCCCGAACUCCCUCUCUUACUAAUUAACACCAAACACCCUCGCUCCACAGCUGCCGAGGUGGCCAAAGUGACAGCGUUGAAGGAAAAGUACCCCACGGUGACGGAGGCGACACUGGACAGCAUUGAUAAAGUCACAAUUUCGGCGCAUUCACUGAUCACGUCGGAUAAAUUUGACCCUACAUCCGAACCGAACCUCGAACAUCUGGGAGAUCUCUUUCGAAUCAAUCAUGGCCUUUUGGUCUCGCUUGGCGUGUCCCAUCCCAAGCUGGAGCAUAUCCGCGAACUGGUCGAUUAUGCCGACAUUGGAUGGACAAAGCUCACCGGCGCAGGAGGAGGUGGAUGCGCCAUCACCUUACUCAAGCGCGAUGUGGAUACCGAGGUCCUGCGUGACUUGAAAGAGCAGUUUGAAGCGGCUGGAUUCGAGGAGUACAAGACGACCCUAGGUGGUAGUGGAGUGGGGAUCUUGUAUCCUGCAGUCUUGCAUAAUGGCACCGACGAAGAAGGCGGUGAAGAAAUUGAUCAACAAAAAUUCCUCAAUGCCAGAGGAGAAGAAGGCAUUGAGACUUUGGUUGGUGUCGGUCUCGUGGAAAGGAGACCUGAGUGGAAAUUCUGGCAGUGA